Molecule: messenger RNA, 1367 nt
Organism: Temnothorax curvispinosus
Lineage: Eukaryota; Metazoa; Arthropoda; Insecta; Hymenoptera; Formicidae
Product: tubulin delta chain-like
Exons: 1
Biological process (GO): mitotic cell cycle; microtubule cytoskeleton organization
Cellular component (GO): cytoplasm; microtubule
Molecular function (GO): structural constituent of cytoskeleton; GTP binding
Source: RefSeq, a predicted model, not a curated record
GGCGGCGGUUCCGCCAACAACUGGGCCUACGGCUACACGAUAAACAGUCGACGCCUGUCGCACGCUGUGCUGAACGUCACGCGACAGGAGAUUGAGAAGUUAGAUCGUUCCCAGGGAUUUCUUCUGCUUCUCAGCUCAGCCGGGGGCACGGGAUCCGGUAUAGGAAGCCGCAUGGUCGAGCUUCUGCGAGAGGAGUACGAAACUCAGCCUAUCGUCGCCGCGAUUGUAUUGCCGUUCACCUUCGGAGAAGUUUGCACCCAGAAUUAUAACACUGUACUGACCCUAGCCAAGUUCUCGGACAGGGCAGACGUCUCCGUGUUAUUCGAGAACGAGCAGACGUACUCUAUGUGUACCAAUCUGUUGAAGAAUUCUAACACCACGUUGCGUGACAUAAAUAGCAUCAUUUCAGAAAAUCUGCUCGCCGUUUUUCAACCUACCAGCAAUGCGAGGUGCAACGCGAAUUUUUUAAUAUCCAAAAUAGCCGCUCAUCCCAAUUUUAGAUUUGUAACGGUCAAGAGUACUCCGCAUACCCCCGUGACGUCUCUGCAGUAUGAACCCACGCAGAAAUGGGAGGUGUAUAUACGUCAUUUGAAGCAGACUCUUCGAGUAUCAAAGUCACAAGCUGAAUUAACGAAUGCCCAAUUAAAGGCACCAAAUCCCAAGUUAAACAAAGCAGCAAUGUCUUAUGUAUAUAGUCCUUGCGUGUCCAAUGUUCUCAUAACUCGUGGCAAAUCUGUGGAGAAUGAUGUUGUAGCAUUGGAAGAUUUGCAGAGAAGACAUCUGUAUCCGGAGUGGACUAUCCUGAAUUCUUUUACCCAUUUGCAUCAAGAACGUAGGUUUCUGAAUGGAGACAAGUUCCUGGCGUUGGUCAGCAAUAAUUCGGAGAUACACCGACCAUUGGACGUAUAUCUAGACAAAGCGUGGGGCUCUUACAAAUGCGCGGCUUUCUUGCAUCAGUAUAAACAAUUUGGUUUGGAGGACGAUGAUUUUUUGCAAGCUUUCGCCAAAGUAGAAAACGUAGCGCAGGAAUAUAAAAACUUAAAAAGCCGCAAUAAAAACUGAUUUUUCUUAUGCGUGAUUUUAUGUUCGAAAAAGAUAUCUAAUAUAAACGCCAAUAUAUAUCUAUACCUAUAUAAGAAGCAGAAAAAAUGAAUCCAAAAUUGUUAAAUUAAUGUGUUUAUAUCGUUAUAGGAAAACAUUGCGGAAUAUUUUACGGAACUAAGUAGAAUUUUAAAGUGCCUAGAUAUAAUUACUUGAAAGUAUGAUGCAGUAGCGUUCGAUAACUUACUAUAAAUCUCUGUUAUUUUGUAUAAAUAAUAUAUUUUUUAAGUAAAGAUUGUUGAAAAUAUAUUGAGCGUCUAAAUAUA